This is a messenger RNA of Homarus americanus (American lobster), 2219 nucleotides long. RefSeq lists its product as uncharacterized. The coding region runs from base 538 to 1584 and encodes 348 amino acids. NCBI's taxonomy places the organism in Eukaryota, Metazoa, Arthropoda, Malacostraca, Decapoda, Nephropidae. The record is from RefSeq and is a predicted model, not a curated record. The transcript has 6 exons.
UCCUGGGUGACGGAAGCUCAGAAUACUUAGCGGUGGACCACCACUGGACCACCACCGGACCAUCAUAUUGGGACGCAAGAGGCUUUUAACACUAAUGGUGGGCCACUACUGAACCACAAGAGGCUCUCAACACUACCGGUGGACCACUACUGGACCACAAGAGGCUCUCAACACUACCGGUGGACCACUACUGGACCACAAGAGGCUCUCAACAUUACUGGUGGACCACUACUGGACCACAAGAGGCUCUCAACACUACUGGUGGACCACUACUGGACCACAAGAGGCUCUCAACACUACUGGUGGACCACUACUGGACCACAAGAGACUCUCAACACUACUGGUGGACCACUACUGGACCACAAGAGACUCUCAACACUACUGGUGGACCACUACUGGACCACAAGAGACUCUCAACACUACUGGUGGACCACUACUGGACCACAAGAGGCUCUCAACACUACUGGUGGACCACUACUGGACCACAAGAGACUCUCAACACUACUGGUGGACCACUACUGGACCACAACACUAAUAAUGGACCACUCAGGACCACAGGACUCCCGAAACACUAACAAAGACUUUAACUUUUCGUUUCAGCAGCUCAUCAGGAUAAUAUGGAAACGUUGUGCACUGUUGAGGGUGUUUCAGUUAAUGUUAUUCGGGUUACUUGUCGUCAACAUUGUGUAUUUCUCCAGGAACAAUUACAACACUACCAGCCAACACACAAACCCAGUCACCAGGAAAGCAGGUCCUCUACACCGCCCACGCAGCUACUACCACCAACUACAACACCAGCCCAAGAUAACAUCAACAACUUGGAACGAGAAAAAGUUUCCGGUGGAGACCUUUCUGAGAGUGCCGCAGGAGGACGACGAUCUUGCCGAGUUCAUACGUCGCGAAUUACUUGUGGCUCCCUCCAAGGAGUCUUACAGCCUCACCCACCCGGAGAAAUUAGACUUCUCACAAUACAGACAGAGCAUCUUCCUAAUCACCAAAAUCUUGCCUGGUAUGAAAGGAGGAUUCUUCGUGGAGGUUGGAGCUAUGGACGGAGAGUUGUACAGCAACACGCUUUAUCUCGAGAGAGAACUGGGCUGGACAGGGCUGCUCAUUGAGGCCAAUCCUUCCGCCUUCCAGCAGCUCCUCAGCAAGCACCGGAAGGCUUGGGCCAUCAACGCCGCUGCAGCAGUCAACACCUACACCUCAAUCGUCAGUUAUCUUUCAACUGGAGAUAAGGAAGAGGCAGGAGAAAUCUCAGAAGAUCUACACAUUGGUAUUAAAAUCAAGGCUAUUCCUCUAUAUUCCAUUCUUAAGUCUAUGGAUCGGGUCAUUGACUUCCUCUCCCUCGAUAUUCAGGGCCAGGAGCUGAAGGUACUGCAGACAUUGCCAUGGAAUAUAGUCAAAAUUCGAGUCAUGUGUAUAAGGGCGGAGAGGCAGGAACUCCUCUCCUUAAACGGACUUCUCAUCAACAAUGGUUACAAGUUUCUUACUGCUAUGAACAACCACUCCUGGUACAAAUGGGAUAAAGUGUGGUUUAUGGACGCUGACGAAGAACACGAAGAAAUUAAGCCAGGUCAUAUGUGAUGGCUCUUGUCAAAAAUUUGUAUCACCUGUGGAUUAGACACCCUCCCUAGCUUAUUUCAACUGAUGAUUAACUACCCUAAUACUACCUUAAGUUAGGUUAAUCUUCAGGUGAUACAAGCAGGGGUGUCUAAUCGUCAAGUUAUAUAGGAAUUCUUUAAAUGCAGUUUAUAUGUUGUUUACAAAUUCUAUGCACAUUGUAUAUAAAUUCUUGCUUUAUUAGUUAGUAUUAUAUUGGCUCACUAAUUAAUAUAGGUUGUAUAACACAGAAUUUGAUGUUUUAGUUAAUUUAAUUGUUGGUAUUAAUGUACAGUAUUUUAGAUUUUAAUGACCUUAGCUGUUAGAGCGCAGUAAUACAUUAUAUCACCAAUAACAACAAUAAUACAAUAUAACAUCAUCAUACACACUGCAAUGCUAAAUUAAAAAUAAUAACAACUUCAAAGUCAACAAUAUGUUUGUCUCGAGACUUAUGUUAUUUCUUAUCUGUUCUCUAUACUAAGAUGCACAUUAAUUUUAGUAUAAUUCGCACGACAUAAGAAUGGGUUCAUUAUUAUAUAUUUUUCUCUUAUUCAUCUAAUUUUUAGUGUUUAUAAUGUGUAAUAAACAAUAAAUACUGUAACCUCCUGGGUAUUAAUAGA